Molecule: messenger RNA, 585 nt
Organism: Priapulus caudatus
Lineage: Eukaryota; Metazoa; Priapulida; Priapulimorpha; Priapulimorphida; Priapulidae
Exons: 4
Coding region: 71-430 (119 amino acids)
Molecular function (GO): zinc ion binding
Source: RefSeq, a predicted model, not a curated record
UUGAGGUGUCUCAGAGUUGCACAAGUGGAAAAGGUCGGAAAGACAUGUGUCAGCAGUUGUCUGGGCAGAGAUGAAAAAAAUGGCAUCAUAUAAGGUUGACAUCUGCAUUGACAAAGAAGCUGUCAUUGAAGAGGGACAAUGCGAGUGUGGAGCCGGGCAGGGUCCCACGGCACACUGCAAGCAUAUUGCAGCCGUGUUAUUUGGGCUCACUUCUUUCCGAAAUGCUGGCUCUAUUCUAACGGAAUUAACAUGUACUCAGGUUCUCCAGACUUUUCACAAAGCAAAAGUUUACAAGGGAAGUCCUAUGAAGAGCGACGAUUUUGAGGCAAUCCGUGGUAAAGAGGGAAGCUCUUUAGUGUUUGAUCCAAGACCACGGCACAUGCGAAACUCUGUGAACAGCACGAAUAGAUUUCGCAAUACGUAUGUCUGAACUACAUGCACAAGGGAAAAAAUCCGAUGCCAGUGAUGCACCUGUUUCCUCCUGCUAAUCCUUAUGCUGUUGCUUGUGACCAUGAUUACUUGGAUCUCUGUCCACGGGACAAAUUCCUGAAGGAUAACAUGAUAUGUUGGAAUAUUGUGUCCAUU